Molecule: messenger RNA, 633 nt
Organism: Maudiozyma saulgeensis
Lineage: Eukaryota; Fungi; Ascomycota; Saccharomycetes; Saccharomycetales; Saccharomycetaceae
Source: the annotation of a GenBank genome assembly
AUGGCAAUUGAGACUAUUCUAAUCAUCAACAAAUCUGGUGGGUUAAUCUACCAGAGAAACUUUUCAGAGAGUUUUGCUUCCAAACUAAAUAGUAAUGACUUCCUAAUAAUAGCGAGUACGAUACAUAGUGUAUUUGCAAUAACUAGCCAAAUAACACCUAAGGCCUUACAGAUAACACAAAACAAUGUUGAUUAUGUAAUACCUUAUAUUCCAAUGGUUGGGAUGGAAAGUAGCAAUCCUCAACAGACCAGAAACGCUAAUGUUCCAGUCAAGCUCGGUAGUUAUAAAGGUCCUGAUUUCUUUAAAGAACCAUUUAUUAGUUGGAAUAAAAGUGGACUAAGACAGUUGAGUACUGAUCAAUUCACUAUGUAUAUAUAUCAAACAAUGACAGGAUUAAAAUUUGUCGCAUUAAGUUCGAAUGUUCUUUCCACCAAUGCUGGUACAAUGAACGGAAGUAUCGAUAAGACUAAGGCGGUAAAUGUUGCUAGUCAGGUUGCUGAUAACUUCCUAAGAAAGAUAUACUGUCUAUACGGUGAUUACGUUAUGAAAGAUCCAUUUUAUUCAAUGGAAAUGCCUAUUAAGUCAGAAUUAUUUGAUAAAGCUGUGAAAAGAAUGGUCAAUAACUUGCUAUGA